CACGACGCAGCCUACAUGGGGGACCUGCCCACCCUCAAGAGCUUGCUGGAGCAGGAGAGCUUCCAGAGGAGGAUCAAUGAGAAGUCGGUGUGGUGCUGUGGCUCUCUGCCCUGCACGCCGCUGCGCAUCGCCGCCACCGCCGGCCACAGCUCCUGCCUCAACCUCCUCCUCUGCAAAGGAGCUGAGGUCGACCUGGUGGAUGUGAAGGGGCAGACAGCACUCCAUGUAGCCGUGGUCAAUGGACACCUGGACUGUGCCAAGAUCCUUCUGGAAGCUGGGGCUAAUCCCAACGGGAGCUGGCACCAUCGCAGCACUCCUGUGUACCAUACAGCGCGUGUGGGCCGGGCAGAUAUCCUGCGGGAGCUGAUCAGGUACGGCGCAGAUGUGGACGUGAAUCACCACCUCACUUCCCAGAGCCCCAGUCGCUCCCUGCGGCCCCUCACCACGCUGAUGGUCUGUCCACUAUACAUCAGCGCUGCCUACCACAACCUCCAGUGCUUCCGCCUGCUCCUCCAGGCGGGAGCCAACCCGGACUUCAACUGCCGCAGGCCCAUCCACAUCUGCGGCUCUCCGGUGUCUGUGAUGGAGGCUGUCCUGCGGCAUGGCUGCGAAGUGGCAUUCGUCCACCUCUUGAUUGACUUUGGAGCCAAUCUGACCCUGGUGGAUGUGGAGGCCUUAGAAGCUGAAUCCAGGGCAAGAGUUAAAAUCAACCCUGAGGCUAUGGAGGUGUUCAAAGAAGCAAGGAGCUGCACCCGGAGCCUCUUGUCUCUCUGCCGCAUUGCUGUACGGAGAAUACUUGGGAAGUCUCGCCUGGAUGGGAUCCAUAUCCUUCCAAUCCCAAGCUGCCUUAGACAAUUUUUACUCCAUGAAGACAGCUAA
This is a messenger RNA of Acanthisitta chloris (rifleman), 879 nucleotides long. It is a transcript of the gene ASB1, whose product is annotated as ankyrin repeat and SOCS box containing 1. Gene Ontology annotation, molecular function: protein binding. Gene Ontology annotation, biological process: intracellular signal transduction; protein ubiquitination. The transcript is spliced from 4 exons. The record is from RefSeq and is a predicted model, not a curated record. Lineage: Eukaryota; Metazoa; Chordata; Aves; Passeriformes; Acanthisittidae. The annotation marks the transcript as partial. Gene Ontology annotation, cellular component: ubiquitin ligase complex.